Dentiscutata erythropus is the source of this 758-nucleotide messenger RNA. NCBI's taxonomy places the organism in Eukaryota, Fungi, Glomeromycota, Glomeromycetes, Diversisporales, Gigasporaceae. The record is from the annotation of a GenBank genome assembly.
AUGAUAUUGAAGUUUCUCCAUUCUACUAUAUAUGGGCAAAAUAUACCGUCUUAAAAUAUAGAUAUGGUAUUGAUCAAAAUUUAGUCGGUAGAAUGUUUGGUAUCAGCCUUUACAAUAUAAAAAUGAAUGAGUUUAAUCUGACUGGUCGUAAAAAGUUUCAACCUGCUGAAAUUUUAGAAGAUACGAUAUACUCCAAUCAAUCACCAUAUCUUAGUCAAGUACCUUGUAGUUGGGGUGCUUUAUAUUUUCCUGAAAUAUGGCGCGAAUUCCAUUACUAUCUGACCGCUAGAUUAACUGACGUUUUUGGUCCUAAAUUACAGCAAAUAGAAAUUCCAGAAAGUAAAUCAAAUAGAUGGAGCAGGUCUUGGAAACGUUACUUUAUAGAGCUUGCAUACCUUCGUGGUUAUGUGAUGCUUUAUCCUAAUUAUGAAAAUUCUACUAGCUUUUCCACUAAUUAUGCCGAGAAGGGUGUUCACUAUAAAGGGGUUAAUAAAACUUCCUUGCUCCUUCCAUUAAUGGAAGAGGAUAUUCUACUGGAAGGACUACCUGACGGUCAUUUACCAAACUUCAAUUAUUUACCAACUAUGGACCUUUGGGGAAUUCUUGUAUCGCCGGAAGAAUUAAUUCUACGUGGACGUAAAUUGCAUUCGGAAAUUUCUCGUUGUCCUCCCGGCGAUCUUAAUAAACUCACUUACGACCCCCAAGACCUAUUAUGUGUGGAUAAUCCAAAUCCAAAUCCUUCCAAUGAAGAUAUAUGA